AUGCAAAUCAGACUGAGAGAUAUGUUCAAAAAUACGUUUCAAAGUGGUUUCCUGUCGAUUCUCUACAGUAUCGGUAGUAAGCCAUUGCAAAUCUGGGACAAAAAGGUGCGAAAUGGACAUAUCAAACGAAUCACAGAUAAUGAAAUUCAAUCCCUUGUCCUGGAAAUAGUCGGUACUAAUGUAAGCACAACAUACAUCACAUGUCCAGCUGAUCCGAAGAAAACGCUCGGCAUCAAACUUCCGUUUCUUGUGAUGAUUAUCAAAAAUUUAAAGAAGUAUUUUACGUUCGAAGUUCAAGUUCUCGAUGAUCGCAAUGUUCGUCGACGUUUUCGUGCCAGUAACUAUCAAUCGACGACACGUGUCAAACCGUUUAUUUGUACAAUGCCUAUGCGUUUGGAUGACGGAUGGAAUCAAAUUCAAUUUAACUUAUCUGAUUUUACACGACGUGCCUACGGUACGAAUUACAUCGAAACGCUAAGAGUUCAAAUUCAUGCGAAUUGUCGAAUUCGACGUGUUUACUUUUCUGAUCGACUCUAUUCGGAAGAUGAAUUGCCGCCGGAAUUUAAAUUAUAUUUACCGGUUCAAAAGAAAUAA
Messenger RNA from Adineta ricciae, 594 nucleotides. NCBI's taxonomy places the organism in Eukaryota, Metazoa, Rotifera, Eurotatoria, Adinetida, Adinetidae. The record is from the annotation of a GenBank genome assembly.